UGGCCCCUCGCGGCCCCUGUAGCGUCCCUAGUUACCGCGCCCCUCGCAACCGCCCUCCUCAAGCAAGGAGCCGCCGGGUCGCCUGAGGCCACGCCAGCUUCCCCGCCCCGGGCCAGCGCGGGCGCUCAGGCCUCGGCGGCGAGGUGAUGGCCGCCUCCCAUUCAGGGGCGAAGCCGGUGGCCUGCAGUCUCCAAACCCUGGGAAAUCUCAACACCGGAGCGCGGGUCGCCCAGUAUGAACGCGAAGACCCCUUAGAGGCCCUGGCGGCGGCGGCGGCGGCCUUGGAGGAGGAGGACGAGGAAGAGGAAGAAGACGAGGAGGCGGUGCGGCCGGCGCGGGCGCCGGCUGAUUUUAACACCAACAUUUCUGGGGUGGAUGAACAAGCACGUAUAAGGUGUGAGGACUUUGUGGACUUUUCUGAUAUUUACCAUUCUAAUGAAGAGUAUUUCAGGAAACUAGAAGAGCUGAAGGCUGCUCACAUGGAAACUAUGGCAAAGUUAGAGAAAAUGUACCAGAAUAAAUUAAAUUUAAAGGAAUUUCAGCCAAUGACCAUCAGAGAAGAAGUUUCUAGUGUCUCUUCCAGGUCUGUAUCAGAAAAGAACUCCUAUCACCCUGUCUCGUUAAUGACAUCGCUUUCAGAGCCUGAUUUAGGUCAGUCUUCCUCCUUGACUAUGUCUUCCUCUGAAGAUGAGUUGCCCAACUUAGAAAAAGAGUAUCCUAAGAAAAACAGAAUGAUGACCUAUGCUAAGGAGCUCAUCAACAACAUGUGGACAAACUUUUCUGUUGAAGAUUAUAUUCAGUGUAAAGAUGCUGACUUCUCAGCAGUUGUAAAAGCAAAGAAGAAACCAAAAGAAUGGGUGCCAAAGAUUACAGUACCUGAGCCUUUUCAAAUGAUGAUUAGAGAACAGAAGAAAAAAGAAGAAAACAUGAAAUCUAAAUCAGAUAUUGAAAUGGUACACAAACUGCUCAAAAAACAAGAAGAAGAUUCAGAGUGUAAGAAAAAAUUCCGAGCCAAUCCGGUUCCUGCAUUCGUCUUUUUCCCCCUCUACCGUGAUAUAGUCAAGCAAAAUGAAGAACGGAGGAGGUCUAUGAAGGAGAAGAAUAAAGAAGCUCUUUUGGCCUCACAAAAGCCAUUUAAGUUUAUUGCAAGAGAGGAACAGAAGCAAGCAAUUCGGGAAAAGCAGCUGAGAGACUUUUUUAAGUCUAAAAAGAAAACAAAUCGAUUUAAAGCCAGACCAAUACCUCGAUCUACUUAUGGUUCAACUACCAAUGACAAGUUAAAAGAGGAAGAGCUCUACAGAAACAUUAGGAUGCAGCUGAGAGCCCAAGAGCUUUUACAGAAUUCAUCCCCUCUGCCUUGUAGGCCAGCUCGUAGAAGUUUUGCUACAAGAAAGCCCAAGGGUCCUGAACAGGCUGAAAAGUUGAAGUGUAAACAUAAGGUUAGGUGCCAGACUACUGAUUUUGGAAACAUUCCUGAGAAACACCUCUCAGAACAGAAGUGUCCAAAACCCCUCACAGUCUGUAAACCAUCUGAUCUUCAUGCAGCCUCACAUGCAUCCACUAAAAGAGAGAAAAUUUUGGCAGACAUUGAAGCAGAUGAAGAAAAUUUAAAAGAAACACGUUGGCCUUAUCUGUCUCCAAGGCGCAAGUUACCAGUAAGAAGUGCAAGUGCAAAGCCUGUGCCUUGUAACUGCAGCCCUCCAGUGCCCACAGUGUCUUCCAGAGGAAGAGAGCAAGCCACAAGGAGAUCACUUGAGGAAAAGAAAAUGUUGGAAGAAGAGAGAAAUCGGAUCCUAACUAAGCAGAAGCAAAGAAUGAAAGAAUUGCAGAAACUCCUGACGACUCGGGCUAAGGCUUAUGACUCACAUCAAAGUUUAGUUCAAAUGUCUAAAUCCAGAGUAAAAUCUCUCAGAAAGAGUGAAAAGGAAAGGAUGAGAGAAUACCGACGAGAAGUAGAAGAAAGAGAAGAAAAAUUAAAAAACAGGCCACUACUCUUUGAAAGAGUUGCUCAGAAAAAUGCAAGGAUGGCAGCAGAAAAGCAUUAUUCUAACACCCUAAAAGCACUAGGAAUAUCUGAUGAGUUUGUUUCAAAGAAAGGCCAAAGUGGAAAAAUAUUUGAGUUCCUCAGCAAUCAAGAAAUGAAAAGUUUCACUGAAGGAAAAGAAAGCUUUAAUGAAGAAGAAAAAUUAGAAGAAAGAGAGAAUGAGGAAGAAAAUUAUUUUAUUCAUACCAACAGCCAGGAUUCUUGCAAGGAAAAAGAUGCAGCUGAUGAAGAGAGUGGAGAAGAGAAAUCUGUUGAAGAAUAAAACAGAAUCAGCAGGGCCUCCUCUCUGUGCCUGUGGUGUUGUCAGCAGCUGCGCUUGCGGUGUUAAGAACAUGGAUGAGAACCCCUCCCAUAUGUGCAGGGCACUUGGGCAAAAUCAUCUGUAGCCUGAAAGGGCCGAAUCCAGCUGAUUGGUCAUUUGGUCAGUUAGAGUAAGGCUUUGCCCAUUCAGUUUUUUAAAUUGCUACAUCUGGUCUGUUUGCAACUUUGAUCUUGUAUUUUUAAAAAAGCGUUUUAGAAUCACAGCUGUCACAAACUGAUUAGUUAUAAAAAUAUACAUUACUUCAUUAUUUUUGGUGGAAAAAAUGGCUUAGCAUUGAGAGCAGAGAGAAGUAUUAGCCUUUGGUGAUUUGUUUGAAAAAAUUUUUCUGGAACGCAGGAAUCAAUAAAUAUUUUAAAAUUAGAC
Diceros bicornis minor is the source of this 2729-nucleotide messenger RNA. It is a transcript of the gene FAM161A, whose product is annotated as FAM161 centrosomal protein A. The transcript is spliced from 7 exons. The coding region runs from base 147 to 2306 and encodes 719 amino acids. The record is from RefSeq and is a predicted model, not a curated record. Gene Ontology annotation, cellular component: ciliary basal body; cilium; photoreceptor connecting cilium. Lineage: Eukaryota; Metazoa; Chordata; Mammalia; Perissodactyla; Rhinocerotidae. Gene Ontology annotation, biological process: cilium organization.